GGCCGAUAUUUAGUUGUGCAUAAGGACUCCUUUCAAACGGCACCGACGUACACGCUCAGUCGUAAACGAACUCUUGAAAGGCGAAAGAUGUGCUUUUAUUGUGUAGCCGUACUCACGGUCGGUUUCCAAGACUUCUAUUUUGUCUGCUCUUAUUGUGUAGCCGCGUUUACCCGGAAGUAGUAGUGUCGACCCAGAUGUCUUCCGUCCUGAAUAUUUUGACAACAGCGACAUCUCUUAUCGGAACGAAACAUGUAAUUUGACGAUAUUCACGUUGCGAGCGAGACAAGUGUGGCUAGGCAUAUAGUUUUUAAUGCAUUUACGGAAGUAAAACUACGGGGAAAAGCAUUUUUUUUUUUUUAAAUCAAUGGACAUUUUUUUUUCUGUUGAGGCGCACGUAGCGUUGUCAUUUUCCGCUCCAUCGCUGCCGCAUCUGGGCAUGGCCAGUUAACGUGUUUGCAUUACCAAGUACGUACUCAACAGCGUGUCGCGGCCCUCGCAAGGAGGGAAAUUUACCCUUCGGGCCUUGUGUUGUUGCUGUAGGCGUGACAGCAAUGAGCUUCUUCAGUUUCGGACAGAGUGCGGACAUCGACGUGGUGCUCAACGACGCCGAGACGAGGAAGAAGGCUGAGCACAAGACGGAGGAUGGCAAGAAGGACAAGUAUUUCCUCUUCUACGACGGAGAGACCGUCAGCGGCAGGGUCAACGUCACGCUCAAGAGCCCCGGAAAGAGGCUGGAGCACCAGGGCAUCAAGAUUGAAUUUGUCGGACAGAUUGAACUGUAUUAUGACCGUGGGAACCACCAUGAGUUUGUGUCCCUGGUGAAAGACCUGGCAAGGCCCGGGGAGAUGACCCAGUCGCAGACGUUCGACUUUGAGUUCACUCAUGUGGAGAAGCCUUACGAGUCCUACACAGGCCAGAAUGUCAAACUCAGAUACUUCCUGCGUGCAACCGUGAUAAGAAGACUUAACGAUAUCAGUAAAGAGUUGGACAUUGUUGUGCACACGCUGAGCACGUACCCCGAACUGAACUCCUCCAUUAAAAUGGAAGUCGGCAUUGAGGACUGUCUCCACAUUGAGUUUGAGUAUAACAAAUCCAAAUACCACCUGAAAGACGUCAUUGUGGGGAAAAUCUAUUUCCUGUUGGUGAGGAUUAAGAUAAGACACAUGGAAAUCGACAUUAUUAAGCGGGAGACAACCGGAACGGGCCCGAGUGUCUACCACGAAAACGACACCAUUGCCAAAUAUGAGAUUAUGGAUGGAGCACCAGUCAGGGGUGAGUCCAUCCCCAUUCGAUUGUUUCUGGCCGGCUACGACCUGACUCCCACCAUGCGAGACAUCAACAAGAAGUUCUCAGUGCGCUACUACUUGAACCUGGUGCUGAUCGACGAGGAGGAAAGGCGCUACUUCAAACAGCAGGAGAUCACGCUGUGGCGAAAAGGUGACGUGGUGAGGAAGAGCAUGUCCCACCAGGCCGCCAUCGCCUCCCAGCGCUACGAGGGCUCAGCCACCUCAGAAAGCGCGUUGGAGCAAUGCACCAAGGAGGACAGUGGGUACGAGCCUCGCCUUAGACUGGACCGGGGAUCUCCGUGAGGCAACAUCCGUCCAAGCAAGGAAGAAGGAUCAACCGAGAUGGGAUAAGAUUUAUCUUUCCUUGCUUUUUUUUUUUUUUCCCUUCAACGGGAAUCAAACUAAAAUCACCUCACAUUAUAAUUCUUGAGAUUUCCAUGCUAACGUCAUUCUGUGUGUACUCAACGUUUUUACAGCUAUUUGAUUUAGAACCUUGAAUAAGUGACAUUCCGGUUAUGAAGAACUCAAAUGUGAAAUGCACUCAUGUCGUCCUAUGUCUGGAUGUGUAAAUAAGAGCGGUGCAAAUCAGCAUUCCAGGAGGAUUACUAGGCUGCCACAUCCAAGUGUUUAGUUUGUUUAGACACACGUGCGUACUCCUGCCUCCAAACCUGAUUUUAGUCUUUUAAAGCAGAGUUACCGUAGAACUAUAUAGAUCUUUUUGCAAAGUGCUGAUGGCUGAUUGUCCACCACUUGUCAAAUAAAAUGCCAAAUGGAAAAACA
Syngnathoides biaculeatus (alligator pipefish) is the source of this 2066-nucleotide messenger RNA. Its product is annotated as vacuolar protein sorting-associated protein 26B-like. The record is from RefSeq and is a predicted model, not a curated record. The transcript has 6 exons. NCBI's taxonomy places the organism in Eukaryota, Metazoa, Chordata, Actinopteri, Syngnathiformes, Syngnathidae. Gene Ontology annotation, biological process: intracellular protein transport; retrograde transport, endosome to Golgi. Gene Ontology annotation, cellular component: retromer complex; endosome. The coding region runs from base 552 to 1589 and encodes 345 amino acids.